GGCGGGGGAGGCGGACGGUGCAGAGGGCGGCGCGGCGGAGGUGGUGGCGAGCUGAGGUGACCCGGGUUGCCCCCCUCCCCCUGGCGUCGUGUGUGCGAGGCAGAUCCAGGCCCCCCUCCGCCAACCCGCGCCCUCCCAAGCGCAACCAGCCGCUGGGGCCCCCGCCCGCCGCGCCGCACCCCGCGGGCGCCACGUCGGCCACUGGCGGAGGCCGAGGCGGGGGCAGCGGCGGCGGCGGCGCUGAGGCGGGUGAGAUAGUUGGCGGCGACGUGAGCGACGCGAUGGUGACCCCGGCGGCGGCGGUGGCGGCGGGGCCCGGCGGGGCUGCCGAGGCGGGGGUGGCUGGCGGCGGUGAGGACUGGCUGGCUACUGCGCAGCAGCGGGCGGAUGUGGAUGUGGACGUGUUCUAAGGGGGGUGCUGCGGCAGCUGCUAGCGUACUGCCGGGCAGUCGGCCGUACAUGUACGGCGUCUGCAUUGCGCCUUCUGAGGUAGUGUGGUUUGCUGGGGACUUUGCGGAUGACGGAAGCGGUGUGUUUGGCUGUUGGAAUGUUGAGUUGGUUGGUUGGGGGCUGGACACGGUAGGUGGUCACGGGUCAGUGGGGGCCAUCCGGAGGGCUGGAUGUGGGGCGUCGUGACAGUGUGUCCAGGCAAACCAGGCGGGAUGCCGCAAAGACGUCUGCCAAUGAAACAACGAUGGAAGCUCGCUCAUGGAUACGGAGCUGGGCAUCCAUGUUCCGCAGACCCGCAUCUGCCGCGUCUCCGAUCAUCACAACGGCUGGGUCAGACGGUCUACACGGCUGCUUGCCGCCCUCACCCUCAGCCCACUGCCACAGCGACAGCCCGCAGCCUGUUGUAACGAAUGUCUGUCCACCCAACGGACGUGAAACAUGAAAGGCGGAC
Astrephomene gubernaculifera is the source of this 901-nucleotide messenger RNA. NCBI's taxonomy places the organism in Eukaryota, Viridiplantae, Chlorophyta, Chlorophyceae, Chlamydomonadales, Astrephomenaceae. The record is from the annotation of a GenBank genome assembly.